AUGCCCCAGGCUCAUUUCUUCGCGUUGCUGCUUGCAGCCGUUGUACCGGCCGUUUUGGCGGACGGUCCCCCGGAAUCGAUGGGCGAGAAGUUCAGCGGCCUCAACGUUCUGGAUGGGAACGGCGGACUUCAAAGUUUGACCCCGACACCCUACACCAUAAGUCAAUGGCCUUGGGGUACUGUACCCAAGCUGUGCUAUGACACGUCUGUCAACAACAAGUACUGCAACCCGUACGAUCUCGAAGUAUACGAUGUCAGAUACACGGAUUGCCCCAUUCCCACCACCGUCUGCCGAUGCAAGAACUCACCUAUGGCCAUAGACACCAUUGCGCAGCGUGUCGGCCAACUCCCUGUCAAGGCUCGCCAGUAUAAUGGCUAUGUGUCCAGCUUUGCGGGAGACAUGUGCUCAGCCUACAGCGAUAGCUUCAACAACUACUUCUUUGGCGACUGCGGCAAUUCCGAGUCCGUCUUCUUCCAUGAGCUCAGCCACAACCUUGACCGUCACGUUGCAGGGGCGUCCAUCAACGAUUGGUACUCCCUUUCGCAAGACUGGAAGGAUACCGUUGCCAAGGACACUUGCGUCGCAGACCACUAUUCCAAGGCCAGCUGGCUCGAGGCAUAUGCCCAGGUGGGAGUCAUGGCUGGAUACGAUGCUACGGUACAGUCUAUCUAUACCCAAAAUGUCGGCUGUAUGGUCAAUCAGGUCAAGAAGGUGGUUGGACAGUUGAACAGUGUCUGGCGUAAACAGCCUGGGCAGAUGUGCGAUCGUUACUGGAUCAAGGACACCACGGUUUGCAUGGGACCUGAUGCGGAAGCCAGUGGCCACUGUCAAGCAUCCAAAGCUGAUGUCGCGGCGGAGUCUGGUGGUGUAAACCCAGUGUUGCCGGACGGGCAGCAGAAGAAGCACGACGCCUUGGUCAAGGAGCUUCAGCGUCACGCCGAGGCCGCGGCCGGCAUUUCUUCCGGAAAACCGGCGGCCGAUAGAAAGACCAAGGGUAAGAAGGGUACCAAAUUCAGGGUCUGA
Neurospora crassa OR74A is the source of this 1023-nucleotide messenger RNA. RefSeq names its product conidiation-specific protein 13 (gene con-13). NCBI's taxonomy places the organism in Eukaryota, Fungi, Ascomycota, Sordariomycetes, Sordariales, Sordariaceae. The transcript is spliced from 3 exons. The record is from RefSeq and is a predicted model, not a curated record. The coding region runs from base 1 to 1023 and encodes 340 amino acids.